AUGGGUCGCGUUCGGCUGCUCUUCGUGGCUGCGGCGGUCGGCUGUGCCGUCGCCGCUCAGACCGUGUUCCAGCAUACAGGGACGACUCUGCUCCUCGGCGGCCUCCCCUAUUUCGUCCCGCCAACGCCCGUAUCUCAGAUCGACGUGCUGGCGUAUGACGUACUGGCGUUGGUCGAUCAGAACGGCGGCUUGAGUAGUGGCUUCGUCCCGAUCUCAGUGAUACCCUCUGGGAAUACAGAGUUCGGUGAUAGUGCGCUCGCAGCGACGGUCCAGGCUUGGAAGGAGAAAGACGAUGUCUGGAGUGAGGCGUUUUUGAAAGGCGAGUGUCCAUGGAUAUACAUUGCGUACAAUGGAUCACAAGACUCCCCUUCUGUCUCGCUCACAGAUGAAUCCAAGGAAGGCUAUGGUAUACAGCUAGCGCUACGAGCAGCUAGCUACUCCGGAGGUGUCGAUUUGUCUAGUCCUUUACCAUCUGGUCCAUAUUUCCUGGAUCCGCUCAGUGGGAACGUCUUCGAAGCAUACCGCUUGUACGACGACGAAAACCAGGCUUUCCUGUACAGUACCAUCCCUGAUGACAGCGGAGGCUACGAAGUACUCUCGGCCAAGGUCCCAGGCGCUGCGACCGAGACGAUCGGCGUGCCCUCCAGACUGUACUUCACGCCGACUCCCGAGCAUCCGCUAGCCGGGAUGCGGUUCGCGGUGAAGGACAUCUACGACGUGCAGGGCCUGCGUACUGGCUGUGGCAACCGCGCGUACUGGGCGCUCUAUCCUCCGCGCACCCAGACCGCGCCGGCGGUGCAGCGCCUGCUGGACAGCGGGCUCGUGCUCGUGGGCAAGACGAAGAGCUCGCAGUUCGCCAACGGCGAGGUCGCCACGGACGACUGGGUCGACCUGCACGCCCCGUACAACCCCCGCGGCGACGGCUACCAGGACGGCAGCAGCUCGUCGACGGGGUCUGGGACGGCCGUGGCGGCGUACCCCUGGCUCGACUUCGCCAUCGGCAGCGAUACGGGCGGGUCUAUGCGGGGUCCGGCGGGCGCGAAUGGCGUCUUCGGCAACCGGCCCUCGCACGGGGCCGUCUCGCUCGACGACGUCAUGCCGCUUUCUCCGGCGCUGGACACCGCUGGCAUCUUCGCGCGGGAUGCGAGGGCGUGGACGGUCGCCGGCCAUUGGUGGUACCAGAACUUCACCGCGUACUCACAAUUCCCUCAAAACAUCCUCUUUCCGGUCGACUCCUUCGGCAGCAGCUACCUUACGCAUCCGCCCGCAGAUGGAACAGCCGCCGCGACUUUCAACAACUUUAUCCAGAAGCUGGAAGACUUCCUGAGGACAACGCGGACAGAGAUGAACCUGACGUCUCUCUGGCUGGAGACGAAGCCGAGCAACGUGUCGUCGCCGCUCAGCGAGAUGCUGAACACGACCUACCCAGUGCUGAUCACGACUGAUCAGACCUCGCUCCUCGCGGAGCCCUUCUUCGCCGACUACGCCGCCGCUCACGAGGGUCGCAAGCCCUUCGUCGACCCGGCGCCUCUUACUCGGUGGACGUACGGGUGGUCGCUGCCUGCCAGUGCUCACGACGAGGCCAUCGUGAACAAGACUACCUUCAUGGACUGGUUUGCUCGUGAGGUCGUCAGAGGCGGAGAUCCAAACACAUGUUCCGAGGGCAUCUUCCUGUAUCCGCAAAGCUCGGGGAGGACGACGUAUCGGAAUGCUUACUCAGGCCCGCCAGGGACACCAUUUGGCUUCUCUUCCGGCAGGAUAGCCGUCUUUGCAGAGACCCCCGACAUGGUGGUGCCAAUCGGCGAAGCUCCGUACAAUUCGACUAUCACCGGGAAGACAGAAUACCUCCCUGUCACUCUGAGCUUCGUCGCUGCAAAAGGCUGCGACCUGAUGCUGUUCAGUCUUUUCGCCGCUUUGCAAGAUGCGGGAGUGAUAAGCCCUGUUUCCACCGGUUCAAGGGUGUUUGGCGGCUCCUAG
This is a messenger RNA of Postia placenta MAD-698-R-SB12, 1977 nucleotides long. RefSeq lists its product as hypothetical. The transcript is spliced from 7 exons. The record is from RefSeq and is a predicted model, not a curated record. The coding region runs from base 1 to 1977 and encodes 658 amino acids. Lineage: Eukaryota; Fungi; Basidiomycota; Agaricomycetes; Polyporales; Adustoporiaceae.